AUGCCGCCCAAGCGUGCUGCUGCAACGCGCGCAGUCUCUGCUGCCGCUGACGCAAAGGCCGCCAUGGCCACUUCCUCCAAGAAGUCUGUUACCAAGAACGCGUCAACCAACGGCACCACCGGCAAGGUCACCAAGCCCGCCGGCACCAAAGUUACCAAGUCUGUUGCUGCAAAGAAGGCUGUUGCCGCGGCUGAGAUUGCCACUUCCCGCAAGAAGGCCGCCACGAAGGGCGACGAAUCCGAUAAGGAAAACAAGGCUAAGAAGGCUGCUGUCAAUGGCGUCAAGCGCAAGCGCGACGUCGACGAGGAGCAAGUGAAUGGAGUCGACGAGGAGACAAAGACCGGCCGCCGCGCCGCCAAGCGCGCGAAGAGCCAGCCCGCCGAGGAGGCUGCUACUAUGCAGAACGACAAGGAAGUUGACAGCACUAACAAGGAGGAUGAGACCACUGAUGACACCAAUAUUGCCGCCAAGUCUGCAUCCGCCAUCAGGAAGCGCAAGGCCGACGAGCCUGCUACCAAGCCUGCCAUGAAGCGCCCUGCUCGGGAGCUGAAAGUCAUUAAUGAACCCCCUACUCAAGUCAUGGACGUUUUUGUUUUCGGCGAGGGCACCGCCGGCGAGCUCGGUCUCGGUAGCGUCCGUUACGAUGGCAAGAAGCCUAUUGAUGUCAAGCGUCCCCGUAUCAACCAUAACCUCAAGAACGUUGUUCAGAUUGCUUGCGGUGGCAUGCACGUUGCUGCUCUCACCAAGGAUAAUAAGAUUCUUACUUGGGGCGUCAACGAUCAGGGUGCUCUUGGUCGCGACACCACCUGGGAUGGCGGUCUACGUGACAUCAAUGAAGAGGACUCCGAUGAUGACGACAAUGACGACACUGGUAUGAACCCUAAGGAGAGCACGCCUGGCGAAAUUGAUACCACGGAUAUUCCUGAGGGCACCCGCUGGGUCCAGGUCGUUGCCAGCGACAGCGCUACUUUUGCUCUGACUGACACUGGUCUCGUUUAUGGCUGGGGCACUUUCCGCUCCAAUGAGGGCAUCCUCGGCUUUAGUAAGAACGUUCUCGUCCAGCGCACCCCUACUCUUGUCCCUGGCCUCUCUAAGAUCAAGAAGCUUGCCGCUGGUCUCAACCACAUCCUCGCCAUGGACGAAAAGAACAAGAUCUACGCCUGGGGUGCCGGUCAGCAGGCCCAACUUGCCCGUCGUCUUCUCGAGCGCGAUGAGGGCAGCACCGGUCUUCAGCCCACUGGCAUUGGCUCGCUCCCCCACCGCGCUAAGCCAGACAUGAUUGCCUGCGGCUCUUAUCACUCUUUCGUAAUCGACACCAAGAAGCGUGUCUAUGGUUGGGGCCUUAACAACUAUGCCGAGCUCGGCAUUGAGGACGGCGUCGGCCAGGAGGGUUCUUAUCUCAUGCGCCCUCAACUCAUCGAAGCACUAGCCGGCUACAAGAUUGUGGACAUUGCUGGCGGCGAGCACCAUUCGCUCGCGUGCACUGAGGACGGCAAGCUCCUCACCUGGGGCCGCAUCGACGGCCAUCAAGUCGGCCAGCCCUCCGAGUCCUUCUCCGAGGACAAUACCGUUUGGGACGAGCGCCAGAAGCCGCGCAUUCUCAUUUUCCCGACUGUUGUCCCCAACAUUGAGGGCGUGGUCAAGGUGGCUGCUGGCACUGACCACUCGUUCGCCGUCACCAAGGAUGGCAAGGUUUACUCUUGGGGCUUCUCGGCCAAUUACCAGACGGGCCAGGGGACCACUGACGACAUUGAAGCCCCGACACUGAUCGAUAACUCGGCGAUCAGGGAUCGCAAGAUCAUCUUCGCUGGUGCCGGUGGCCAGUAUGGCAUCCUCGGCGCCUUGCCCCUCGAGGAUCAGGGAGAGAACUAA
Molecule: messenger RNA, 1872 nt
Organism: Thermochaetoides thermophila DSM 1495
Lineage: Eukaryota; Fungi; Ascomycota; Sordariomycetes; Sordariales; Chaetomiaceae
Product: putative regulator of chromosome condensation protein
Exons: 2
Coding region: 1-1872 (623 amino acids)
Cellular component (GO): cytoplasm
Molecular function (GO): guanyl-nucleotide exchange factor activity
Source: RefSeq, a predicted model, not a curated record